Symbiodinium pilosum is the source of this 1132-nucleotide messenger RNA. The record is from the annotation of a GenBank genome assembly. Lineage: Eukaryota; Dinophyceae; Suessiales; Symbiodiniaceae.
GAGAAUGAAGCUGAUCCUUGCAGCCGUCCUGGGCGCUGCCUCUGCCAGCAAGCUGAGGUCUGGAUCUGAAACAGCGGAGAUCGAAGGUGUCAGUCUGGAGACUGCAUAUGCAACUUUCUUGGAGCGUCACGGCAAUCAGCGCGUGGGCGACACGGUCUCGAGAUCCGAACGAAUGGCAGCAUUCGCUCGGAACCACGCGAAGGUUGCGGAACACAAUAAGAGAUCCGAUCGCACAUGGACCGCUGCUCUGAACCGCUUUUCAGACCAGACACAUGAAGAGUUUGGACGAGUUCUGGGUUACCGACGACUUGGCACGUGGUGGAACAGAACUUCCACAUCCUUUGUCCAGGCAGAGACGACGCAGUUCGCCCAGUCUCUGGACUGGGCUUCACAGACCAAGUCGGGAAGGUACUUCAUCGACCAGGGAGCCUGUGGAUCUUGCUGGGCCGUUGCGGCCACGGGAGCGUUGGAGAUGAGAGCAGAGAUUGCGCACAAAAAAGCUCCGAACAUGCUCUCCUACAAGGAGCUCGUGGAUUGCGUUGAGAACCCGCAGCACUGCGGUGGAGACGGCGGAUGUGCAGGGGCCACUGGGGAGCUGGCUUUCCAAUACAUCUCCCAACAUGGCCUCUCUGCAAGCUCCUCUUACUUCGGCGACCGCGAAGCGACCGAGCGAUGCAAGGCAAGCUCUCGAUCUGCGGUGGUCAAGGCCAGCAGCUUUGUGAAGCUUCCAGUGAACAAGCUCUCGCCAUUGAUGAUGGCCAUCCAGCACGGGCCGGUUGUCGUGUCUGUUGAUGGAGAGCCCUGGGGCAACUAUGCAUCUGGAGUUUUCGAUGGCUGCAAAAGGGAUGCUACUGUCAACCACGCAGUCCUGCUGGUGGGAUAUGGCCAUGAUUCCGCCGUGAACAAGGACUACUGGUUGGUCCGCAACUCGUGGGGAGAGUGGUGGGGUGAGAAUGGCUUCAUCAGGGUUCUGCGACACUCCUCUGAUGAGGGAGAUGCUGGAUAUUGUGGGACCGACUACGACCCAAAGCAAGGUGUUGGAUGCGAUGGUGGACCAGCUACCUUGCCGGUCUGCGGUAUGUGUGGAAUUCUCUCCGACUCGGUCUACCCUGAUGGGGUCAGCUCUUUUUGA